This is a messenger RNA of Pseudogymnoascus verrucosus, 915 nucleotides long. RefSeq lists its product as uncharacterized. Bases 303 to 629 code for a protein of 108 amino acids. Lineage: Eukaryota; Fungi; Ascomycota; Leotiomycetes; Thelebolales; Thelebolaceae. The transcript has a single exon. The record is from RefSeq and is a predicted model, not a curated record.
CCCGCGUAAGAGUGUUGAAGUCGGCUCCUAACUGAGGACUCUCGAUACGCUCAUCCUGCGCUGUGCAAUGUCUCAUAAAUCAGACAUUUACGUAGUCCAGCAUCAGUUACUCUACCGUAGUUCUGAUAUCAAAGACCUCAUGAAUGCGGUACUAAAUUUUCAGUUCGGGCUUUGCUCGAUCUGAUCUUUGGGAUAUAAAACCGCGCCUGUUUCUCCCCAAAUCGCCAAACCAACAACUCGCAGUCCAACAGCCUCACCAGACCAACACAAACUCACCAGACCAACCCCCAACCACCACCAAAAUGCACUUCCCCACCCUCCUCCUCAUCCCAAUCCUCCUCGGCCUCGCCGCCGCCGACACCCUCACCCUCGACCUCCACGCCAACAACUUCGACGACGCCUCCUUCCAGACCUUCAAAGUCAGCAACCUACACAACUGCCACAACUCAAACCAGAAAUUCGAAUACUACCUCCAGCACGACAUCGCGCAGAGUCUCUUCGAGCGUAACCUCGGGAUCCGCGCAUACGGUGAGCCGAACUGCCAGGGUCCGUCGAGCACGCACCCGUUGUCUAAUGCGAAUGGGUGUGUUCAUGGGGCGAGGAAGAGCUUUCAACUUUUGGAGAUGUGAGUAUGAUGUGUAGUAGUGGAGAGGGAAGUGCCAAUGGGGAGAUAGCCGGUCUAGAUUAUGACAUGGUUCGGGCGACUGGUGGUGCUUUUGCUUCCAAUAUAUCCGUUUUUGGCGGAGUUGGUAGCCUUGUCAGCCUUAUGCGGUUAUGGGGGUUGCACACUAGAGUCGGCCUGGAGUAUAGAGGACGCCACCUUUGUCUAACUAGAUGGGGAGCUGGGGUUAUAACAUACAGCUUCCCGUGCUCGAGUAGCGUUCUAAAUUUCCUUCUAUAAAGUCUUGUUCGUGG